Molecule: messenger RNA, 1663 nt
Organism: Hyaena hyaena (striped hyena)
Lineage: Eukaryota; Metazoa; Chordata; Mammalia; Carnivora; Hyaenidae
Gene: MESD
Product: mesoderm development LRP chaperone
Exons: 3
Coding region: 23-718 (231 amino acids)
Biological process (GO): protein folding
Molecular function (GO): low-density lipoprotein particle receptor binding
Source: RefSeq, a predicted model, not a curated record
UCCCCGCGGCGGCACGGCGAAGAUGGCUGCCUCCGGCUGGGCGCGCGCCGCCCUGGUCCUUCUCUGCGCCUCUGAGCUGCUGCUGCCGCCGCUGCCGCCGCGGGCCUGCGCCGCCGAGGGCGCGGCCGGGACGCCCGGCGAGGCCAGCCCGCCUCCGCGGAAGAAGAAGAAGGAUAUUCGCGACUACAACGAUGCGGACAUGGCGCGUCUUCUGGAGCAAUGGGAGAAGGACGACGACAUAGAAGAAGGGGACCUCCCUGAGCACAAAAGGCCCUCGGCUCCCAUUGACUUCUCCCAGAUAGACCCGGGCAAGCCCGAGAGCAUCCUCAAGAUGACGAAGAAGGGGAAGACGCUCAUGAUGUUCGUCACCGUGUCCGGGAGCCCCUCCGAGAAGGAGACGGAGGAGAUCACCAGCCUCUGGCAGGGCAGCCUGUUCAACGCCAACUACGACGUGCAGAGGUUCAUCGUGGGGGCCGACCGUGCCAUCUUCAUGCUGCGGGACGGGAGCUACGCGUGGGAGAUCAAGGACUUCCUGGUCAGUCAGGACAGGUGCGCCGACGUGACGCUGGAGGGCCAGGUGUACCCCGGGCGUGGAGGCGGCGGGCACAAGAGCAAGACCAAGCAGGAGAAGGGCAAGAAGAAGGGGGGGGACCCGAGGUCUCAGGCCAAGGCUGUGAAGGAAGACAGUCGCGCUGGGAGUAAGAGGGAAGAGCUGUGAUGGGCCCCGGCCACUUCCGGGACGGGCGGCCACCGGGCGCGGGCAGGAGCCGCUCCCUGGGGCAUCCUGCCCGCUCCUGGAAGGGCUCUGCCGUGUGACCAGUUUGGGGUCCACGUGAGAGUUACUGUUUCAGAGGCGCCAGGCAAGAAGACAGAGGCCUUGUCAUUAACAUUGGACAGUGACACAUUCGAGCUUCCUGUAAAGUCACUGGUGGUGGAAACCUGACAGUUGCUUUUCCCUUUGGGUCCGGGGGAGUCGCUGGCCCCUGAGGCACCCCCUCCCUGCCCGGCUCUGCCCCGGGGCUCCGCUGUGUCCGGGCUCCCCUUGUUUCCACCAGCUGAACGCCCGCUGGGUGCCAGAUGGAUGGACGCUGUCUGUGGGGCCGGGCCCCGGGGCCUUUGGACACCGUUUCCGUGACACUGAACUUAUGCGCUUACACAGCGCUCCAACCUCACCCGCGCCGUACGGUCAGGACACGGGGCCCGCACGUGCGCGGGGCGUGAGGUGACAUCCUGUCCGGGGGAUCCCAAGUACUGGCCUGAACUCUGACUGGGACCCCAGUUCAGGCUCAGGACGAGCCUUGGGAGCGGCCGGUGUCGUGUGUCUGUGAGUCCGGGAGGUCCGCCUCUGUCCUGUGUAGGGCGCCUGCGCGGGCGGCGAGGCUCCGGCGUGCCAUUCGAGGCGACGACUGUAAAGGGAGUAACUCGGGAGUCGCGGAGUGUGACGGAGGCCUCAGUAACCUCAUCAUUUCUGAACAUUUUUCUGUGAUAAAGUGCCUAAAUUUGUGGUGUGUUUGUGUGGCCCUAAUGCUCUGCUAACAUCUGGUUUGCUGUUUGUAGAAUUCAUACACGGUGUCGUUUCUAAGAACCCAGAUUAUUUGUACAGAACUUCCGUCGCAGUUUUAAGAAAUUAAAAAGGGCACGUGGACGUGCUCAGGAAACGUCA